Messenger RNA from Amoebophrya sp. A120, 6230 nucleotides. The record is from the annotation of a GenBank genome assembly. NCBI's taxonomy places the organism in Eukaryota, Dinophyceae, Syndiniales, Amoebophryaceae.
CUUCUGAUGAAGAAAAAGAAAGACUUAAAUCAACUCCCGAGCGAGGUUGGUCUUCUUUUGAGAAGAUUCUUGCAACCACCAGCAUAAACAAGUAAAACAUCGCUGACUACUUUUUGAGCAAUAAGAAUAAUGGCUUCGACCACGACCUGACCAUGGCGUGUCGUGGUCGAAAGAAAUUGCACAAUGAAGAUCUCCUGACGUCUCCUGUUUCGCCACCGUGCUGCUUCUGCACCGGUGGGUAGGCGCGGACACAGCAGCACAUAUUUUCACGUAGUUUUUCUUCCCUCCACCCCUGUACUGUUCGUUUUCUCCCCCUCCGCACCGCCCACCAUGCCGACGGGUGUGAUGAAGGGUCUAACCGUGUUUGUCGCGGACAUUCGGAAUUGUCCCGACAAACAAGCGGAGGAAAAACGGGUAGAGAAAGAACUGCAGAAAAUCCGCCAGAAGUUCAACCAACCGAAAACGCUCUCCGGCUACGACCGGAAGAAAUACGUGUGGAAACUGCUCUACGCGUUCAUGCUGGGGUACGAAAUCGACUUCGGCAGGAUACUAUGCAUUACAAAGGUAUCGUACUAGUAUAAAUUGCAUUACGAAUUUUUUCAAGAAGAAAAAUGGAAUUUGUAAUACUGAUUUACCUAAAAAGGGAUGUUUGUCAUGCAUGAUAGCAAUUACCACGGUACGAGUGCGAUACUUUUGCACAGGAUAGAUACAAGCGGUCAACCUCUGCUCCUGCAGCAAGUACAGCGAAAAAUCGGCGGGGUAUUUGGCUUAUGAAUUGCAAAAGUAUCGUACUCGUAUAAAUGCAUUACAAAUUAUUUCCUCAGCGUGAGAGAUAAAAUUUGUUAUGCUGAUUUCCCUCACGAGAAAGAUUUGUAAUGCAUGACUGCAAUUAUACGAGUGCCGUGCGAUACUUUUGCACAGGAUAUGGCCUGCUCUUUACUCCUAACAGAAAACGACGAUUUGCUGCGCUUAACGGUGAACGUAAUCAGAAAUGAUCUCUCGAUGGCGAUGUCGGUGUUGGCGAAACGAGCGAUGGGCGAGCCGCCGGGAGGGGGCGUGACAAAACCGGGGGCAAGCGGUGGACCAGGUGGCUCGGGAGCCGGUGGAUCCUCUUCUUCCGGCGGGAUGCUUUCCUCCGCAAUGAAAUCUGGCGCGAACGUUUUGUCGACCACAACCGGAGGUUUGGUCGGGUCCUCCGCCGCGAUCACUUCCAUCGACCAGCAGGCAGAGCCGAUCGCGGCAUUGGCUUUGAAUCUUGUCGGGAACAUCGGCGGCGCGGAGUUCGCGGAGAACCUCUUCGGGGAUGUGUGCAAGCUCGUCUCGCCGAACAUCUCGGCGUAUUUGAAACGGAAAGCGCUGAUUUGCCUGCUGCGGCUAUACCAGUCCGAUCCGACUUCGAUCGAACAGAGCGGGCUGUGGCUGCAGAGGUUUAAGGAGGUAAGAGAUAGUAGUACCCCUGAUGUUGGCCAUGUUCUUGUCCACGUGAUUCUGACUUUGACAUGCACAAUUGACAGUGAACGUGAAGUGGCGAAGCAUUUAUGUGAUAAUAUACAGCGAGCAUUACAAGUUGAAGGAAAAAACGACAUCCCAAUUAUAUCAGAUCCUCCGCGAGCGUGACAUAGGCGUUCUUCUUUCCGCCCUUGGCCUGCUCAUUGGCAUCUUCGAACGCGAGCAAAAUCAAGCCAGCUCUGUACAUCAAUCCCAAGGCCAACUUGGAGGAAAUAGCCAGAACCUCGGCGCCUACUACUGGAUCGAGCUCGUCCCGUCUCUCGUCACGAUCCUGCAACGGAUUUACCACGAACCGAAUUUCAUCCUGGUUCACCAUCACUACUACUCGGUGAAAGCGCCCUGGCUGCAGAUCAAAGUGCUGAAGCUUCUGCAGUACUUCCCGUUUUCCCGGAAAGACGUGUUGCGGAAAAACGUGGCAUUUUACGGCAGUGAUCAAGACGGCGCGUCGAGCUACAGCAACCAAGUUGUAGACCAGCAGCAGCAGAACAUGAUUUCCAUUUCCGCGCUGCUCCAAACAGUUCUGGUCCCCUUGAUCGAGCGGGUCGUUUCCUUAGGAGAGCAGACAUACCAGCAGUUUGGGCAAAACCUCCCACAAACAUCCAAUCCAACCUCCUCUCGCACCUUCGCCAUGCCGCAGAACGCAGCGAACGACAGACGGGCGCAGAGGAAGGCGGAGGCGGAGAGGCUGAACAUGACGAACGCGAGUAACUCUGUCGUGUUAGAGGGGUUUCAUUUACUUGUCCAUCUAGUCCCGACAAGAAUCUUUGAGCAACAGAACGAAUUUGUCAUACCGGAGCCGUUGAUCGAUCGCAGUUGUCAGCUGCUUGGGAUUUAUCUUCAAGCUAGGGAAGCGAACUUGCGGUACCUCGGGUUGAUGACCUUGUCGAAACUGACGUUGAUUCUGCUCAGGGAAAGGAGGCUGGAGAUGGAGCAGAAAAGGUUUUUACAAGAUCUGGACCGGAAGUACCGAAACGUGAUUCUGGCGCAAAUGCGGGAAGCGGACAUUUCCGUGAGACGGCAGGCAUUACAUCUUCUGUACGCGAUUUGCACGGUGGAGAACUGGCAGCAGAUUGUUGAUGAGUUACUCGACGUGUUGAUGAACAGUCUGAAAAGUGGAACAGGACCGGGUAGCACAACCAGCAGCUCCGCUAUCCAGGAAGAAGCAUCCAUCCACAUCCAAUUUGUCAUGCAAAACACGUAUAAAGUCCUGCGUUUGUCAUGCAAAAAAUCGAUGGGAGUGGGCUUUUUUUUUCUUUGGAUAUCCACGAUGAUGAAGCAGUCAACCUUGUCUGACCUCGGCCUCGCGUCCUCCACGUUGAAAGAGGACAUCGUGCUGCGCGUCGCGAUAUUGGCGGAAAGGUUUUCCGGCGCUGAUCUGUCCUGGUACAUCGACGUGAUUUUCAAAAUGCUCGAGUACGCACCUGAGUCGGUGUAUGAAAGCCUCAGAAUGGAAAUCCUCAAAGUGGAAAUGGUUUGUGAUGCAUGAAAUGCGACGCAAAAAAGACUGUAUUGCAGAGGACGCAAUGGAGGCCGACUAUUGUCCUGCUAGGGGUGAAGAAUAGUCGCGCUACUUAGCAUGACAGAAGGGCACCCCUUUGCCUUAACCUGCAUGACAGACAUGCUUUAAGUACCCGGGAAAUUUGUCAUGCGCCGACUACAAAUGCCGCCUCAACUGUAGUCGUUUUUUUGCAUUACAAAUUAUUUUCACUUUGAGGAUUUCCAACCUGAGGCUUUCAUACGGUGGACGAAGCCGUGUGGCACCGGGCCGUGCAAGUGGUCGGGGCGAAGCCAAAGAGUAACGACAGCAGUGGGCAGCAGAAGCAGAUCGAAUUGCAGAAAUACGCUGCGGAGAAGGCAUAUUACUGCCUGUGCAGCAGUUUGAGCACGGCAAAUAGUGGGGGCGGUUAUCAAAUGUAAAAAUAUCUGGGUCUGGAAGAUUCUGAGACUUGUCAUGCAUAUUUCGGAUCACGCAAGUGGCGUCUGAUGCAGGCAAAAGCAUCACAGUUUUUGAGCAAGCCUCAUGAUGCCUGUCCCGCAUGAGAAACUUCCUACUUGCGUGCCAAGAAAUGGACAGCUUUUGGCGCUCAUGCAACACAAAUCUUUGUGUGUUCCAGAGUUUGCAUCACAAGUUCCAACCCUCCCAGACCCAGACAUUUUUACAUUUGAUAGCGGUGGUGGAAGUAGCUCGUCCACCGCCGUGGUGCCGAGUGGAGGAGUAUCAACUGUAAAAGUGUCUGGGUCUGGAAGAAUGCAACUUGUGACGCUAAAUCUGAAGCACGCAAUAAUCUGUGUUGCAUGCUUACCAAAAGUCGUCCAGUUUUGGCCAAGUCGGGAGGGAGUUUCUCAUGCAGGAUAGGCAUAAGAGAGAGCGCAAAGAAUGAUCUGUCAUGUUAGGUCCUGCAUUACAGACCUCAUGGGUCAGGAAAAAGCUGCAUGACAAAUCGCGCAUUCUUCCAGACCCAGACACUUUUACACUUGAUAAGGAGAAGGUGGGACGAAAGACGGACCGCCAGGGUCAGCUUCUGCAAGCAGACCAGGGAGUGCGGAUGCAGCUGGACCUCCAGGGUCGUCAGCGGCAGCCGCUUCAAGCUUCAAUCAGAACAGCAAGAAUUCCUCCCUCGGCUCCCCUUUAAUCAAGCUCGGUGCGUAUUUACUCGGGGAAUUCGGGCACGAAGCGAACAUCUCGUCUCAAAAGCAGUUUCUGAUUCUCCACCGACACUACUUGAACCACAUACAGGCCUUGCAGAACUACGAAUCAAAUUUCACACUAACGUCGACAGCCGAGAGACGGAACUACAGCAACAAGUCUUUGUUAAUCUCCGUCAUAAGCUCUCUGCUACUCGCGUUCGCUAAACUCCUAAACGCGGAACUGUUAGAAGAGGAGCAAGGGGAGAAACGGACGAGAACGGCGAACGAGAUUCUGCAGAUUUUCAAAAAUCUGUCAGCGUCCACGGAAUUGGAACUGCAGCAAAGAGCUUGCGAAUUCUUAGUGCUCUGCGAACACACGAAAACGAUGGAAAAUUGUUUAUCCAUGAUGCCGGCGUACGAUUUGACUGGGGAGACGAGUGGGAAAGUGAACCCGUUGCUGAACCGGAUAAGUGUAGCUACUGUAUGAAAUGCAAAAGUAGCCUACUAGUAUAAAUUGCAUUACAAAUUUUCGCAAGAGGAAAAGUGGAACUUCUAACGCCGUUUCACCUUUGGAGGGAGAUUUGUCAUGCAUAUUUGCAAUUUUUAGUACGAGUGCGAUACUUUUGCGCAGGAUAUACUGGCGGCGUUAACAAUAUUUCCGGAGCGGGUGGAGCGGUGAGCAGUAGCGCUUUGGACCAGAAUCUGCAGCAGUUCACGAGGCCAGUCGGAGAGGAGUUGUCUUCCGGGAGGAGUCCUGCUGCUGGGGCGAGGGUAGCAGGAGCUGCGGCUCCAUCCCAACCAGGGGGAGGUAGCGACCAACAAAAUCAGCUGCAAAUAGUCCCUGUGAACAAGAAACAACAAGACUCGUCCGACGAGGAUAAUUCAGACUCCGAUUCCAGCGACGAUUCCGAAGACUCAGACAGCGAUGCGUCAAAGAACAAGUUCCCGCAGCCGCGGGUCUUGUGGCAGCAACUCUGUAUCGAGCAGAAGGGGACGUUUUACGCAUCGGGGUCGCUGCAGCUGGCGCUGAAGCACGAAUACAGAAAAGAGCAGGGCAGGGUCGCGAUACACUUUCAGAACAGCUCGAAUAAUAGCGGGCUGAAGGCAAAGCAGAUUUCAAAUUUGGUGAUCGACUUGGAAUCGUCGGCGGAUGGCGGGUCCAGCGGGGAUAGUGCACCGCUGAAAAUUACGCAGAUCACGACGCAGGUAUGAAGAAAUUCGCUGAAGUUAUUUUUCGAUGCUGUGCGCAACAGAAGUAAAAGUAAUCCACGAUCUUGUAAACGUAAACCACAAAUUCUAGACGUUGCAGCUAUAUCAUACAUCAUCAUGUGCGUUUAUUUUAUUAUUUCGCCAUCAACUUCCAUCAGGUAAAACGUCAGCUCGCGCCAGGCGACUCUUUCACCCACUACGUCACCUUGGAGUUGCAAAAGCCCUUCCUGCAGCCGCUCAAGUAUCGGGUUAGUUAUGAGGAGCAGGCCGCCGAUUCAGUAGAUUCAUCCGGGAACAAGCAGAAGAGAAGUUUGCCGCUCAUGUUUCCGGCCAUUCUCACGAAAUUUUGCACGCCCAUGACAGAAAUCACGUUUCUAAAGCAGUGGUCAGAGCUGUCCGGGAGGGAGCAUAUGGUGGUCGGUUUGCGGGCGGCGAAAAACGCGAACGAUAAGUCGGUUGAGGAAUUACUGAAGGCCUGCAACAUACACAUUGUCAGCGCGGUACUGUGGUGUACUUGAUGACGCUCGUUGUCAGCAGCUUCGUUUGUUUUUUCGUGUGAUAAGUUAGUACGUUGAUUCUGAUUGCUCAUACAUUCAUAAGUUUGUGUUCGUGUAGAUUCAUGAUAAACAUCAUGCUAACGGAAAGAAGUAGCUACACGCUUCUGCAUGGUAAAGUCUGGAUUUCUUCACAAUCGAAAUUUCCCCCAGGUCGGGCAACUGUACUGCGGCGCGUGUACCCUCCAUCUCUCCGGCAAUCGACAGAUCAUCAUCGUGUCGAAAUUUGAGAUGGCCAGUUUCAAGAUCACGGUGAGGGCAGCGGACCUGCAGGUAGCGAAAACUUUGGCGCAGAUUUAUUCCAGCUACCUGCUGGAGGGCGGGAAGUGA